CCUGUUGGUCUUACCCCCAUUUUCUUCUUUCUUCUGAUCAAUUUUCUUUGAAUCGUCUCCAAAACCAAAAAAAAAAAGAAAAAAGAAAGAUUUCAUAGCAAGAUUUAAAUCUUGUUCUUUCUUCUGAAAGAUUCCAUUCUUCUGUUGCUAAUACUCGGAAUCGUUUACGACUCUAUAUGCUUCCUAGAAAGAGAGCUGCUGAUGAUGGAGAAGUAGUUAUAGAACCUGACACCAAAACCACCACCACGAACAACAACAACAACAACAACUGUAACGCAGCUGCAUCAUCCUUCAAGAAGCACCGCCUUGAUAACUGCAUCAUUGCCGCCGCCCCCGCGGCCGCCACUGAAUCGACGGCUAAGAACGGUGUUAACGGUGCAAGAAUCGGAGGCAACAGCGACCAGACUAACUGUAUAGUAGUUGAAUCUUCACCAUCGAUCAUGGCUCUUGGCGAUGCGAAUCACACUGAAAUCGAUGAGGAUCUACACAGUCGGCAGCUGGCCGUCUAUGGCCGUGAGACUAUGAGGCGGCUUUUCGCAUCGAAUAUUCUUGUUUCGGGGAUGCAGGGUCUUGGAGCUGAGAUUGCCAAGAACCUCAUUCUUGCUGGUGUCAAGUCUGUGACCUUGCAUGACGAAGGGUUGGUGGAUUUGUGGGAUUUGUCCAGUAACUUUGUGUUUUCAGAAAGUGAUGUUGGUAAAAACAGGGCCCUUGCCUCUGUUCAGAAGUUACAAGAGCUUAACAAUGCUGUGAUCAUUUCCACGUUAACAACGAAAUUAACCAAGGAAAAACUUUCUGACUUCCAGGCUGUUGUAUUUACUGAUAUCAGUUUUGAGAAAGCCAUUGAGUUUAGUGAUUACUGUCAUAAUCAUCAGCCUCCUAUCUCUUUCAUCAAGGCUGAAGUUAGAGGUCUUUUUGGUUCUAUAUUUUGUGAUUUUGGGCCUGAGUUCACUGUGAUUGAUGUUGAUGGAGAGGAUCCUCACACGGGUAUAAUUGCAUCCAUUAGCAAUGACAAUCCUGCACUUGUCUCAUGUGUUGAUGAUGAGAGGCUUGAGUUUCAAGAUGGGGAUCUUGUUGUCUUCUCAGAAGUUCAUGGAAUGACAGAACUUAAUGGUGGAAAACCAAGGAAGAUUAAGAGUGCAAGGCCAUAUUCACCAGCUGGUAGCCGUAGUUCUCUUUUUGGGAGAAUAUUGGUGGAUACGGUGCUUGAUACAGCAAAGACAUUUCCUUCAGCUCUUCCCUCACCAGCUUCAGCUGCUGAUAUUCAGCUGCAGAAAAGAUAUCCCAACAUCACUUUUGUUUUUUUCUUUUGA
Messenger RNA from Theobroma umbraticum, 1310 nucleotides. The record is from RefSeq and is a predicted model, not a curated record. NCBI's taxonomy places the organism in Eukaryota, Viridiplantae, Streptophyta, Magnoliopsida, Malvales, Malvaceae.